Molecule: messenger RNA, 1663 nt
Organism: Saprolegnia parasitica CBS 223.65
Lineage: Eukaryota; Oomycota; Saprolegniomycetes; Saprolegniales; Saprolegniaceae
Exons: 1
Coding region: 29-1585 (518 amino acids)
Source: RefSeq, a predicted model, not a curated record
CAUUUUCAGUUCUGCCUCGUCCAGUGCCAUGCAGCCCUGCUCCGCAGCCGAUCUCCACGCGUUCUUGGCGUCCUCCAACCCCGACCGGCCUCUUUUGUGUCCCGAGCCUAUUUCGCUUGGGAACAACCUUGUGCUUCGGCGUGCGACGCCCGCCGACCAGCACGCGCUCGUCACCUUCAACGGCACGGCCCACGGGCACAUGACCAAAUUUGGCGGCUGGACCAAAGACCGGUUCCAAGCCCAGGACGGGUCGGGCAUCUUGCCUCCGAAAGCCGGCCCCGAGUCCUUUACCAUCAUUGUCGACACGUCCAAGAACGACCUUAUCGUCUCGUCGUGCCAGUCGAUUCCGCAAGUGUGGUGCUACGGUAUCCCAAACAAGCGCGACGCGUCGUCGUCGUUGCACGUACCGCUCACUGUCGUGCGCCCGGAAGCAAUCGGGACGCUGGAAGCGUACCGUGGGCGCGGGCUCAUUGCCGAGCAUUUCAAGGUGCACCACGCGUGGGCCGCCGCGCUGAGCUCGGAGCUGCAGUUCAUCGGCGGGAUCCCGAGCUACUACACUCGCUUCGGCUACGAGCUCUGCCCCCGGCGCGGUGUUAGCUACACCGGGCACGUCGCAACGAUUCCGCCGCUGCGCACCGAGGCCGAGCCCGUGCGCUUCCGCAAGGCGACAGCGGCCGACGUUCCGUUUCUAGAUCGCGUCGCGCGGGCCGCGUCGCUGGCGCGCGAAGGCAUCUACUCGGACGCGGACGCUGCGCAGUGGCGCUUCCUCGUCUCGGAGCUCUGGACCGGUAGCUACGGCACGCGGCCAUUUUACAUCAUCGAGACCAACGACAACGCGUCGCAUCCGAUCGGGUUUGUGCGCCUCAACCUCCACAAGACAGUGACACGGUUCGAGCUCGACGAGGCGUCCAACGUACCCCGGAAGCUCUCGUGGGCGGACGUGACGCCAUCGCUGCUUCGGUGGCUCCCGCACAACUACCUUAACAACUGCGUUCCGUUCGAGCACCUCGUCGAGACGCUUGAAGCGCAGGCGACGGGCGGCGACGCGAUCGCACCAUUGACGCAAGAGCUUCCCAGUAACUGGAGUUUCACGCUAGAGCUCGGGGGGUGCCACCCAGGGCUGCGCGCGGUGCCGUCGUCGUACGUCCCGAUCCAGACGCCGUCGGGCCACUGGUACACGCGCAUUCCGUCGUGGACAGCGUUUCUGCGGGCGAUUGCCCCGGUCCUUGAGCACCGGCUGGCGUCGGACGCUGCGUUCUACGCCGUCUCUCGUACGAUCGUCUUGCACAAGGCGUACCGAGUGGUGGGUGGCGGCACGCGGCUGCGCAUCGAGUGUGGGCGCGUGUCGGCGAUCGAUGACAUUCCCCGGGGGGUGUCUGAAAACGACUUGGUGAGAGCCGAGCCCGAUGCCGACCGCGUCUUGCUACCCGGCACGGUUGCGUGCAGCUUGUUUUUGGGCCACCGGACGCUCUCGGAGCUUCUGCACCAGCAGCACCAAGUGCACGUGAGCGCGCCGCACGUGCCGACGCUUGUCGACGUUCUCUUUCCGCGCAUGGCCAACGACGAGAUUCAUGGACUACAAUAGUGUAGUACUUGUCGUUCCCGUUCGUGACAACUUGUGCAUGGCAUCUCCAUAUUUGAAUAACAUUGUUCUAUUUCUGGA